This is a messenger RNA of Aricia agestis (brown argus), 1653 nucleotides long. It is a transcript of the gene Nmt, whose product is annotated as glycylpeptide N-tetradecanoyltransferase 1. Lineage: Eukaryota; Metazoa; Arthropoda; Insecta; Lepidoptera; Lycaenidae. The transcript has a single exon. Gene Ontology annotation, biological process: N-terminal peptidyl-glycine N-myristoylation. The coding region runs from base 161 to 1579 and encodes 472 amino acids. The record is from RefSeq and is a predicted model, not a curated record. Gene Ontology annotation, molecular function: glycylpeptide N-tetradecanoyltransferase activity. Gene Ontology annotation, cellular component: cytoplasm.
GAAAUGUGAUUUUCCAAUUUUCAGAUUUCGGCACUCACGAAUUCUUCAAUUUUGCUGUAACGUGUGAAAACUGAAGGCAAUUUAAACAAAGACCGGCAAGAAAUAAUCUCACAAAAAAUAUUUAGUAAAUUCAAAGCAUUAUUUUGAUCAAUUGUUAAAAAUGGAAGAUAACAAUAUAAAUGAUUCACCCGCCGAUCAUCAGAAACCUAAAGAAGAAUUCCUCCCAAAGAAGAAAAAUAAAAAUAAAAAAAAGCGUGGUAAGGGAGAUGGUGAUAAUCUUGGUUCAGGAUCUGCUGAUGGACUUAUAUCUUUAUCAAAUUCCGGGGAAGUUCCUCAAAAUAUUUCUCUAAAAGAUUUGAAGAUGGCUAUGGAGGUAUUAAAUUUAGAGCAAAAACCAGCUAAAACAACUGAAGAGGCUCUACACAAGUCCUACCAGUUCUGGUCAACUCAACCAGUACCAAAGAUGUAUGAAAAGAUUAUUACUAACGAACCUAUAGAACCACCGAAAGCUGUGGAAGAAAUACGAUCGGAACCUUAUUCUUUGCCUGAAGGAUUCCAAUGGGACACUUUAAAUUUGAACGAACCUCUCGUUUUGAAAGAGUUGUACACUCUAUUGAAUGAAAAUUAUGUUGAAGAUGAUGACUGCAUGUUCCGCUUUGACUACCAGGCCGAUUUUCUUAAAUGGGCUCUUCAACCACCUGGCUGGAAAAUGGAAUGGCAUUGCGGUGUCCGAGUAGUGAAAUCUGGACGUUUAGUUGGUUUUAUAUCAGCCAUACCAGCUCAAUUAAGAAUAUAUGACCAGAUACAGACCGUUGUGGAGAUUAACUUUUUAUGUGUCCAUAAAAAACUCCGUUCCAAAAGAGUGGCACCUGUUCUUAUUAGAGAAAUAACUAGAAGAGUUAACCUGCAAGGAAUAUUCCAAGGAGUCUAUACUGCCGGUAUUGUUCUACCUAAGCCAAUAGGCACUUGUAGAUAUUGGCAUAGGUCACUUAAUCCAAAAAAGUUGAUUGACAUCAAAUUUAGCCACUUAUCAAGGAACAUGACUAUGCAAAGAACACUCAAACUUUUUAAGUUGCCCGAUGCUCCAAAAACUGUUGGCUUCAGGAAAAUGGAAGUGAGAGAUAUUGAUAUGGUAGUUCAGCUUCUAAAUACUUACCUUAUGAAGUUUGAUCUGGUACCGAUCUUUUCUGAAGAAGAAUUUAGACACUGGUUUACACCACAAGCUGGGAUUAUUGAUAGUUUUGUUGUGGAAGCAGUGGAUGGAACCAUUACUGACUUUGUUAGUUAUUAUACCUUGCCAUCUACUGUUGUUUAUCAUCCGGUGCACAAAAAUCUGAAGGCUGCAUAUUCAUUUUAUAAUGUUUCUACAAAAACCCCUUGGAUGGAUUUGAUGCUUGAUGCAUUAGUGACUGCAAAAAAUUCUGGGUUUGAUGUUUUUAAUGCUCUCGAUCUUAUGGACAACAAAGAAUUUUUGGAACCAUUAAAAUUUGGUAUAGGUGAUGGAAAUUUACAAUACUAUUUAUAUAAUUGGAGAUGUCCUAGUAUAACUCCUAAUAAAAUUGGUUUAGUUCUUCAGUAACAAAAUUAUGAUAACAUUAUAAGCAAUAAUAUAUUGUAAUAUUUAUCUAAAAGAAAAAAGUAUUUGUGACUUUC